Physcomitrium patens is the source of this 908-nucleotide messenger RNA. RefSeq names its product CDGSH iron-sulfur domain-containing protein NEET. Gene Ontology annotation, cellular component: mitochondrial outer membrane; intracellular membrane-bounded organelle. NCBI's taxonomy places the organism in Eukaryota, Viridiplantae, Streptophyta, Bryopsida, Funariales, Funariaceae. The record is from RefSeq and is a predicted model, not a curated record. Gene Ontology annotation, biological process: regulation of autophagy. Gene Ontology annotation, molecular function: 2 iron, 2 sulfur cluster binding.
CCACACCCACCCCUUCGCACGGGAAGCAUCGCCGGAAGACUCCUGGGAGACGUCUCUUUUUCCUGCGUUACUUCCUCUUUCCUGUGUUCGCCACACGUUCCACACAAAUCUCCGGAUAAGCCUGGACUGACACAUCUCUCCACUUUGCUCUGAUUCUCUCAUGUUGCCCAUGUCACGUUUGCAAAGUGGAUUUAUACCUACGAAAGUCGCAGUCCUGUCCCAACUCGUGGAGGGUGGAAAGCGCGUGCUAGUGCUGAAGUUGCAGACUCCGUUGGGUUGCAAUUUUUGUGAUUGAUUCUAAGGUUGCGAUAUGGCGGCAUUGGCAAAUGGGCUGUCUGCGUUCUGCGGGGUGGCGAUUCCAGCUGAGGCCGCGCCAGUGUCUGCUCGAGCGGGGAGGUCGCAGAGAGUGAGCUUGGCAGUGCGGGCGGAGGCUGCAGAAACCACCACUGCGUCGUCUGCUCCCAUCAACCCGUCCAUCCGCAAGGACUCCGACAAGGUGGUAGACACGGUUCAGGCUGAUGAACUCUCCAAGCCAUUGACGGCUUACUGCAGAUGCUGGAGAUCUGAGACUUUCCCCCUCUGCAACGGCGCCCACGUGAAGCACAACAAGGAAACUGGUGACAAUGUUGGUCCUCUUCUGUUGAAGAAGUGAAGACCUUCCCAAUUGAGAGAUCCAUCACGAAUGAAUUCAAAGAGUACAAUGCCUCGGGUGUAUCGAUAUCAUCUGCUUCAGCCUUUUCCAAUACCAGUUAUUCUAACAGUUAGGUCUGAUAAUUCAGACAUAUGUUUGUAAUUUUUAAAUGUUUUUUUUUUCUUAUUUUCCUGGGGAGGGGGGUCCCUCAGUGAUCUGUAGAAUUUCAACUUGAUAAUGAGCAUAAGAGACCAAACCUCUUGUUUUUUGAUGAUUA